Apodemus sylvaticus (European woodmouse) is the source of this 1161-nucleotide messenger RNA. RefSeq names its product somatostatin receptor 4 (gene Sstr4). Lineage: Eukaryota; Metazoa; Chordata; Mammalia; Rodentia; Muridae. The transcript has a single exon. The coding region runs from base 1 to 1161 and encodes 386 amino acids. Gene Ontology annotation, cellular component: neuron projection; membrane. Gene Ontology annotation, biological process: neuropeptide signaling pathway; cellular response to glucocorticoid stimulus. The record is from RefSeq and is a predicted model, not a curated record. Gene Ontology annotation, molecular function: neuropeptide binding; somatostatin receptor activity.
AUGACCGCGCCCGCAACUCUGCCCCCGGGGGUCGAGGACACCACCUGGACCCCUGGGAUCAAUGCCAGCUGGGCUCCGGACGAGGAGGAGGAGGAGGAUGCGGUGCGGUCCGACGGCACAGGGACAGCGGGCAUGGUUACUAUCCAGUGCAUCUAUGCGCUCGUAUGUCUGGUGGGCCUAGUGGGAAACGCCCUGGUCAUCUUCGUGAUCCUACGCUAUGCCAAGAUGAAGACAGCCACCAACAUCUACCUGCUCAACCUGGCCGUCGCCGAUGAGCUCUUCAUGCUCAGCGUGCCUUUCGUGGCCUCGGCGGCUGCCCUGCGCCACUGGCCGUUCGGAGCGGUGCUGUGCCGCGCAGUGCUUAGCGUGGACGGCCUGAACAUGUUCACCAGUGUCUUCUGCCUCACCGUGCUCAGCGUGGACCGCUAUGUGGCUGUCGUGCAUCCUCUGCGCGCCGCCACCUACCGGCGGCCCAGCGUGGCCAAGCUAAUCAACCUGGGAGUGUGGCUAGCAUCCUUGUUGGUCACCCUGCCCAUCGCAGUUUUCGCGGACACCAGGCCGGCUCGUGGGGGUGAGGCAGUGGCUUGCAACCUGCACUGGCCUCACCCGGCCUGGUCUGCGGUCUUUGUGAUCUAUACUUUUUUGUUGGGCUUUCUACUCCCGGUUCUGGCCAUCGGAUUAUGCUACCUGCUUAUUGUGGGUAAGAUGCGUGCUGUGGCCCUCCGGGCUGGCUGGCAACAACGGAGACGCUCAGAGAAGAAGAUCACUCGGCUCGUGCUAAUGGUGGUGACCGUCUUUGUGCUAUGCUGGAUGCCUUUCUAUGUGGUGCAGCUUCUGAACCUGUUUGUCACCAGCCUCGAUGCCACUGUCAACCAUGUGUCCCUCAUUCUGAGCUAUGCCAACAGCUGUGCCAACCCCAUUCUCUAUGGCUUCCUCUCUGACAACUUCCGGCGCUCUUUCCAGCGGGUUCUGUGCCUGCGUUGCUGUCUCCUGGAAACAACUGGCGGUGCUGAGGAAGAGCCCCUGGACUACUAUGCCACUGCUCUCAAAAGCAGAGGGGGUGCAGGAUGCAUAUGCCCUCCACUGCCCUGCCAGCAGGAGCCCAUGCAAGCAGAACCUGGCUGCAAGCAAGUCCCCUUCACCAAGACCACUACUUUCUGA